GGAUUAUGUAAGAAAAAUGAGAAAAAUUCACCAGACCCCUGUGUCAGAUCUCCGAGAUUCUACCAAUUGUAACUUCAAUGAAAGCGAAAUUCCUCUCGUAUUGUAUCUCAUUGAUUCUUACAGCGCUCUUGUCGACUGACCGGCGGAUCGAUCGCGCCUGAAGUUAGCUGCACUCGGCCGAUUCGUCCCGUACAGUUUCGGCGCGUUGUGCUCCGUGUGGUUAGAUACGUGCGUAUAUACCCGGAUGGACGGCAAACUCAGCGAGGUAUAAAGGGCUCUUGGGAAAUUUACGUGUUUUAUCCCUUUAUCCAGCAGUGUUGUCGUCGUCACAUCACGUGAGAAAUCCUCAGUGGUUUGGUGGCGAGCUAAACGGGAAAAGUCGACCCGAUGCGCGCGCGAUAGGAAGCAGGCGAAGGAGAAAAACAGACACGGACGGACGAACGGACAGUGUGGAAGAAUAGGUGUUUCGGGUGAUGGAGUGUCCCACGCCGUGCACCGUCGAGUUCGUUCUUCCGGUCGGGGCCGAGAGCAGCAGCCAACAGGUAUACGCGAGCAACGGCAGCAGCUGAGGGGAGGCGCGCCGCGCCACCAUAUUGAGUGAAGCGGACGGACGACGUGGACCCGUGGCGAAGAUGAUCGUCUGCGGCAGAGUCAUCGGCCGAUUAUCGUCGAGGCUGACGCACGCGACUCGCCUGUAUCAGCCCGUUAAUUACGCGGGUACGUAUCGACGGACUGUAAAUAUUAGUAAUUUACACUACAGUAGCGAUGCGAGCAAUAAGAAGACGCCAGGCACCACUAUCAAACCAGAAGAAUGUGUGCCUAAAUAUUGCAAGACAGAACAAGGGAUUCCUGCCUGUGCGUUGCCUAAUGGAUCCUGUCCGCCACCAUUUGAUAAAGAGCAAAAGCAAUCGGGUGAUAAAGGUGGCAAGAAAUAUCAAUUUCAAUAUUGGCACUUGCUCACUGCCUUGGUUGUAACAGGAAUCGCUGGAUAUACGCUAUUUUUAACUGUGUCGAAAGGUGAUGGGACAGUUUCUGAAAAGAAAGACAAGAGGAAGCUUAGAAGGUUUAGGCAGAAAACGAAAAUUCCAACAGAAUCACAGUCAUUACCUCCAGAAAUACCUUAUCUAUUGAUAGGUGGUGGAACGGCUGCAUUUUCAGCAUUUAGGUCAAUUAAAUCUAGGGAUCCCAAAGCUACGGUUUUAGUAAUAACGGAGGAAGAAGAGUUUCCGUACAUGAGACCACCAUUAUCCAAAGAACUUUGGUACAAUACAGACAGAGAAUCAUCACAGCAAUUACGUUUUAAGCAGUGGAAUGGAACUCAGAGGAGCAUAUUCUAUGAGCCAGGUGAAUUCUAUUUAAACAUCGAUGAUCUUAUAAAAUCCGAAAAAGGCGGAGUUGCUGUAGCCACAGGCUGGAAAGUGACAAAACUCGAUGUUUUAAACAAAAAGGCGAUUCUCGAGGACGGGUAUGAGAUAAAAUAUGACAAGUGUCUCAUAGCAACUGGUUCAACUCCGAAAAAUCUCUCUGUGUUUGAAUCCGCCGAGGACAAUGUGAAAGACAAGAUCACAACAUACAGGACAAAGGAAGAUUUUCUCGAUCUGGAAGAAAGUGUGGCCGAUUCCAAAUGCAAAAAUAUCGCGGUCAUCGGUGGCGGAUUUCUGGGCUCGGAACUAGCCUGUGUGCUCGCUAGGAAUUAUAAAUCUAAAAACGUUUACCAAAUCUUCAGAGAGAAAUUUAUAAUGGAUCAAGUGUUGCCAGAAUACUUGAGCGAGUGGACCACGAAUAAGGCCAAGGCUGAAGGUGUUAAAGUUGUACCCAGUAAAGAGGUCGAGGAUUUUAGAUACAAAGACAGUCAACUGUCUCUCGUUCUCACUGGUGGUGAAACUAUGAACGUUGAUCGAGUGAUAGUAGCGGUAGGUGCUGAACCAAAUACGGAUCUGGCGAAAACUUCUCGGUUGGAGACGGAUCCUCAGAUAGGAGGAUUCCUUGUUAACGCCGAGUUAGAGGCGAGAAGCAAUAUUUGGGUUGCUGGUGAUGCAGCGUGCUUCUACGACAUUGUUCUUGGUAGAAGAAGGGUCCAACAUCAUGAUCAUGCCGUUAUCUCUGGAAGAUUAGCUGGGGAAAAUAUGACCGGUGCAGGUAAACCGUAUUUGCACCAAGCGAUGUUCUGGUCUGACUUGGGACCUGAUGUGGGAUAUGAAGCAGUAGGUAUCGUAGACUCGUCCUUACCAACUGUUGCAGUCUUCGCGAAAGCAAGCGCGAAGGAAGGAAACGCGGAGUCGACUGCUAAUCCUAACGAAAAACACAAGUCAAAUCCCGAAGAGAAACAAUCUGACAUAAAAUCAGAAGAAGCGUCGCAAAUCGUAAAGAACAUUGAUUAUACGAAUUCAGAAAAGAAAGAAACGUCUGAACAUAACACGAAAUCAGAAGAAGAAUCCAAGAAGGAUUUUAACAAAGGCGUUAUUUUUUAUCUCAAAGACGACAUUGUAGUAGGAAUAGUGCUGUGGAAUAUCUUCAACCGAAUCCGAAUUGCCAAACAGGUUCUCGCGAAAGGUACAAAAUAUGACGAUCUGAACGAAGUAGCGAAGGUAUUUACUAUUCACGAUGAUUAAUUUGUUUGAUCGGCAAAUAAGAAAAUGAAUGACAAUACUACGAGGUUACUGUACUUUAUGUAAAAAAGUUUCGGCUUCCUUGUUCGGGGUAUUGUUAUCGAUGGAAAACUCACAGACGAAUAUCGCCGCACUCUGCAGGUAUGCGAAUUGUAUAUGACGUUAGCAGCGCUACUCCGUGUUGUACACGCUGAUUUCUAAAUACAGUCUGUACACGAAACGUUCUCAUAGGGAUACGCGAAAUGUAUGUACGUUCAUCAUAGUUGAUGUGCUAACUGAAAGCAUUUAUAGGAAAUAAAGGGAGAACCAUUUUAUUAAUUAUUA
Messenger RNA from Dinoponera quadriceps, 2933 nucleotides. RefSeq names its product apoptosis-inducing factor 1, mitochondrial (gene AIF). Gene Ontology annotation, cellular component: mitochondrion; cytoplasm. Gene Ontology annotation, molecular function: FAD binding; NAD(P)H oxidase H2O2-forming activity; protein dimerization activity. The coding region runs from base 633 to 2612 and encodes 659 amino acids. Gene Ontology annotation, biological process: mitochondrial respiratory chain complex assembly; apoptotic process. The transcript has 12 exons. NCBI's taxonomy places the organism in Eukaryota, Metazoa, Arthropoda, Insecta, Hymenoptera, Formicidae. The record is from RefSeq and is a predicted model, not a curated record.